GCGCCUGCGCCCCCCGCGCCUGCUCGCCGCGCGCCCCGCCAGCAUGCUGCGCGUCCUGCUCCUCGGCGUGCUGGCGCCCGCUGGCCUGGGGCUCCCCACGCCCGCGCAGCCCCAGCCACGCAGCAGCCAGUGCGUGGAGCACGACUGCUUCCAGCUCUUCCGAGGCCCCGCGACCUUUCUCGCCGCCAGCCAGACCUGCGAGGGGCUGGGGGGCCACCUGAUGACCGUGCGCUCCUCCGUGGCGGCGGAUGUCAUUUCCCUGCUACUGAGCGGCGACGGCGGCGACGGCCCCCGCCUCUGGAUCGGCCUGCAGCUCCGGCGCGGCUGCAGCGACCCGGGGCAAGGCGGGCCCUUGCGCGGCUUCCAGUGGGUCACCGGCGACAACCGCACCAGCUACAGCAGGUGGGCGCGGCCCCACGUCGGCCCGGCGGGCCCGCCGUGCGCUCCCCUGUGCGUCGCGGUCUCGGACGCCGCGGCCCCGGCGCCCGGCGAGCCCGCCUGGGAGGAGCAGCGGUGCGCGGCGGAGGCCGACGGUUUCCUCUGCGAGUUCCACUUCGCGGCCUCCUGCAGGCCCCUGCUCGUGGACGCCCGCGCCGCGGCGGCCGCCGGCGUGUCGGUCACCUACAGCACCCCGUUCGGGGCCCGGGGCGCGGACUUCCAGGCGCUGCCGGCGGGCAGCUCCGCCGCCGUCGCGCCCUUCGGGGUGCAGCUGGCGUGCGCGGCGCCGCGGGGGGAGGCCGAGGCGCGCUGGGGCCGGGAGGCGCCGGGCGCCUGGGACUGCAGCGUGGAGAACGGCGGCUGCCAGCGCGCGUGCAGCGCAAGUGCCGGGGCGCCGCGCUGCCUCUGCCCGGCUGACACCUACCUGCAGGCCGACGGGCGCUCCUGCGCUACGUUUGCGGAGCACUCGUGCCAUAAACUGUGCGAGCAUUUCUGCAUUCCCAACGCCAGCGUGCCGGGCUCCUACUUGUGCAUGUGCGAGACGGGGUACCAGCUGGCUGCCGACCAGCACCGGUGUGAGGACGUGGACGACUGUAUCCAGGUGCCCAGUCUGUGCCCGCAGCUCUGCGUCAACACGCGGGGCGCCUUCGAAUGCCAUUGCUACCCCGGCUACGAGCUGGUGGACAACGAGUGCGUGGAGCCCGUGGACCCGUGCUUCGGGAGCAAGUGUGAGUACCAGUGCCAGCCCGUGAGCCAGACCGACUAUCGCUGCAUCUGCGCCGAGGGCUUCGCACCUGUCCCGCACGACCCUCACAGGUGCCAGAUGUUCUGCAACCAGACCGCGUGCCCAGCGGACUGCGACCCCAACAGCCCAACUUCCUGCCAGUGCCCCGAAGGCUACAUCCUGGAUGACGGCUUCAUGUGCACGGACAUCGACGAGUGCGAAAACGGAGAGUGCCCCGAGGCCUGCCGCAACCUCCCGGGCACCUACGAGUGCAUCUGCGGGCCUGACUCGCCCUUAGCAGGCCAGGUGGCCACGGACUGUGGCCGCAUCAUCAGUGACCCUGAUGGUGACAGCGACAGCGGCUCUGGGGAGCCCCCAGUCACCCCGACUCCAGGCGUCACCCCCAGCCCCUCACCGGUAGGGCCCGUGCAUUCUGGAGUGCUCAUUGGCAUCUCCAUCGCCAGCCUGUCUCUGGUGGUGGCGCUUUUGGCACUCCUGUGCCACCUGCGGAAGAAGCAAGGCGCCCCCAGGGCCGAGCUGGAGUACAAGUGCGGUGCCCCAGCCAAGGAGGUGGUGCUGCAGCACGUGCGGACUGAGCAGAUGCCUCAGAAACUCUAAGAGGCCUCUUCCCUGCCCCUGGCUGUAGCUGGGUCUUUCCCUCCCUCCUCUGCCUCUCCCCCUCCCCCAGCCUUGCUCCCUGGCCACCUACUCAGGA
Molecule: messenger RNA, 1877 nt
Organism: Canis lupus familiaris (dog)
Lineage: Eukaryota; Metazoa; Chordata; Mammalia; Carnivora; Canidae
Gene: THBD
Product: thrombomodulin
Cellular component (GO): membrane
Molecular function (GO): transmembrane signaling receptor activity; calcium ion binding
Source: RefSeq, marked provisional